Messenger RNA from Didymosphaeria variabile, 1203 nucleotides. RefSeq lists its product as uncharacterized. Bases 1 to 1203 code for a protein of 400 amino acids. Gene Ontology annotation, molecular function: L-aspartate:2-oxoglutarate transaminase activity; pyridoxal phosphate binding. The transcript has a single exon. Gene Ontology annotation, biological process: L-aspartate biosynthetic process. Gene Ontology annotation, cellular component: cytosol. Lineage: Eukaryota; Fungi; Ascomycota; Dothideomycetes; Pleosporales; Didymosphaeriaceae. The record is from RefSeq and is a predicted model, not a curated record.
AUGCGGUCAUAUCUAAAAGACAAGAUGGGCUCGAUUGAGCUUCCGCCUGCCGGAUUCUUCGAGCAUGUGGCCUUCGCCCCCCUAGAUGCCAUUUUCGAGCUUACCAAAGACUACAAUGCAGACACCAGCGAGCACAAGGUGAAUCUCGGUCAAGGCACGUACAAGGAUGGCAACGGCGAACCGUGGGUUCUACCGGCGGUUCAAGGCGCCAAAGAAAAGAUCAGGGACGCCAAUCAUGAAUACCUCCCCAUCUUGGGCCUUCCCAGCUUCCGGCACCUAGCGACAAAGCUUGUGCUGGGGGAUUCAGGGCCAGCAGUGACCGAGCAGCGUGUGGCCUCAUGCCAGACACUCUCAGGCACCGGCGCGUUGCAUCUGGCAGGUCUGGUGCUGUAUGAGGCCCUGGGCCCCUCGUGUACCGUCUACAUCACAGAACCGACCUGGUCCAACCAUCGGCAGGUCUUCGAGGCCAUCGGGUUCUAUGUGCAGAGCUACCGAUACUACGACGAAGCCACGGGCAAGCUGGACGUUGCCUCGCUCGAACAGACCUUCGAGGCCGCAGCGCCCGGCUCCAUAUUUGUGAUGCAUGCCUGCGCCCACAAUCCCAGCGGCUGCGAUCCAACCCAGGAGCAGUGGCGACGGCUGGCGACCAUUGCAAAGUCCCGAAAGCUCUUCCCACUCUUCGAUGCGGCAUACCUGGGCAUCACCUCGGGAGACUACGACGCCGACGCCUUUGCCAUCCGACACUUUGUCAACGAAGCCGGCCUCGAGGCGGCCAUCUGCACGUCCUUUGCAAAGAACAUGGGGCUGUACGGCGAGCGCGUUGGCCUGGUAAAUUUCAUCACGCAGACGUCCGCCGCUGCCACGGCUGUCGAGUCCAAGUUGGCCCAGUUAACCCGCGUGGAAAUAUCCAAUCCCCCGGCCUUUGGUGCCCGCAUCGUGGCAGCUGUGCUGGGCGACGCUGAGCUCUGCGCCGAGUGGUUCAGGAACCUCAGCACCAUGAGCGGCCGUAUUGCUGAAAUGCGGCAGCAGCUGUAUGAUGCACUUGUGCGGCUAAAAGCACCCGGAGAUUGGGAGCGUAUUAUCCAGCAGAAGGGCAUGUUCUGCAUCCUAGGGUUGCCCUUGGACCGUGUUUUGCAACUGAAGAGUAAGCGACUUGAGCUCUCUCCUUCUCCCUGGAUUUCCAUUCUCAUCCUCUUCACAUGA